Vicia villosa (hairy vetch) is the source of this 627-nucleotide messenger RNA. RefSeq lists its product as uncharacterized. Lineage: Eukaryota; Viridiplantae; Streptophyta; Magnoliopsida; Fabales; Fabaceae. The coding region runs from base 1 to 627 and encodes 208 amino acids. The record is from RefSeq and is a predicted model, not a curated record. The transcript has 2 exons.
AUGAAGUAUUAUGAAGGAGGUGAGAAAGUCAAGGUUGUCAAGUUGCAGACCUUGCAUCGGCAAUAUGAGUUGUUGUCGAUGGGAGAAGAUGAAAAGAUUGCAGUAUAUGUGUCAAAAGUCCAGAAACUCGUCCAUAUCAUGAAGGCUAUUCAAGAAUCCAACAAAGUCGAAGACCUAAAAUGGGAGGAUCUGGUUGGUUCGUUGGAGGCUCAUGAGAUUAGGAUUGUUGAAAGAAAGGGAGUUCAUGAUUCGAUACAGGCACUACAGGUUCAGUCGUGGAAAAAGGAUGGUAGUUCCAACAAAUUCAAAGGAAAAUUCGACAAGACUCAAGGCAAGAAGUCUUGGUCGAACCCUCACAAGCAUCAUGUCAAUGAUAGAGCUUCUAAAUCCUCGAAAAGAGAAGGAGGGAACUAUCGAAAGGACAAAGAAGAUAAAAAAGGUGUGCAAUGCUAUAACUGUGAAAAAUGGGGUCACAUGUCCAAACAUUAUUGGUACAAGAAAGACAAUGGAUCGAAAAAAGGCAAGGACGAAGGAACGAACCUUGCAUGCCAAGAUUCAGAUGAUUCUGAAGGUGGUAUGGUGGUUAUGGCUGCAGUUGUAGAUAACCAUGUUGAAUCCAAAAUGUGA